AUGUCUGGAUGUCGCAGUGCUGAGCUCACCUUCUCUCUUAAUGUGUGCCUCGAGAAAUGUCUGUGUGCUUUUAUAUUAGAAACUGGAAAAAGGAAGCAAGCAUUGGCCAUAACGAUGAGAGAUGCAUUUCCGGAGCGCAGUGAUAUUCCUGAAGAUAGCUCAUUUUGUUCGAUCUUCCCCAGAGUUUUGCUUGACGACGUAGCGCCAGCAUCACAGUUCAGUCUGUCCGCGCCAGAAGAAGAUUUGUAUGUUUCUGAAUUAGCCAAAGAAGCGCCUGUGCUACUCGAAACCGUCUGGGAUGCAAUUUUCAAACAGUAUGACUUUCGACCACCUGUAAUUUUGCAUGCUGGAGCGGCGACCAGACAACCUUCACUUCAGUCAAUGUCAUGCGAAAAGACGGAGCGUUCAAUGGCUGGAAACUACUGGUGCCCAGAAGCAAAUCCUACACACCCGAUCGAGUUAAACAAUUACAUGCAGGACUGCACAGCUAAUAGCGCCGAUGGCCAGCCAUCAAUUCCGGAAGGGCAUUAUGUGACACCGACUACUGUAAGUAACGGUAACGAGUGUGCUGGUCGCAACCAAAACAGAACUCGCAAUGGUAGACAACCCCACACAUGCAGUUAUUGCGGCAAAAUCUUGCCUUUUGCUUCACGACUGAAGGAGCACUUGAAGAAGCACACUGGAGAGAAGACAUACAACUGUAAGCAGUGCGAUAAAUGGUUCGGGAAUAUGGCACAUUUACGGAGGCAUUUUACAAUUCACACCGGUGAAAAGCCGUACAAAUGCAGCCGUUGCAGUUCGAGAUUCGGUCAGAAAGCUCAGCUGGAUGUGCACAUGCGAAUUCAUACUGGCGAGAAGCCAUACGUUUGCGAGCACUGCGAUAAAAGCUAUCUGAUAUUCCUUUAUGUUAUCUUUUUCCGACAAAUUCGAUUUGGCAUCUCCGAAGAUGCAAUGUUUUCGCGUUUCAGCAUUUAUCAAAAAAAAGACAUGCCAAAAAUAGCAUAA
Gongylonema pulchrum is the source of this 1005-nucleotide messenger RNA. The record is from the annotation of a GenBank genome assembly. Lineage: Eukaryota; Metazoa; Nematoda; Chromadorea; Rhabditida; Gongylonematidae.